Molecule: messenger RNA, 2583 nt
Organism: Platichthys flesus (European flounder)
Lineage: Eukaryota; Metazoa; Chordata; Actinopteri; Pleuronectiformes; Pleuronectidae
Gene: cav4b
Product: caveolin 4b
Exons: 3
Coding region: 765-1487 (240 amino acids)
Biological process (GO): caveola assembly
Cellular component (GO): caveola
Molecular function (GO): molecular adaptor activity
Source: RefSeq, a predicted model, not a curated record
AAUGCUGUGAGAGUCUGUGUGCGUUUGUUUGUGUGUGGGUGUGCACGCCUCUGUAUGAAUUCUCCUGUGCAAAAUCAGCUCAGAGGUACAUUGGGAUUAAGCGGCUGAGCUGAUCUCAUUGACAUUUUAGAUUAGCACUGUCUGCAGGGCCUCAUCUCUCUGUCAGCGAUACAGGAUUAAGAUAGCACUUUGACGAAGGUAAGUCACACAUGAUUGAUAAUUUCUGCCUAGGAUCACCCAUGCAUGAUUCCGCCGCCAGGAUUUCUCAACAUGCAUAUGGAUUGUAACCUGCAGCACCUGUCUCAUACAAAAUAUAAAUAUGAUACAUAUACAAGUUGUUUAAAGGAUUUUAAAUAAAAAUGUUGAGAGUUUUAUUCAACUGCCAUUUUACUUCUGACUCCAAGGCAGGAUUGCAUCCAUCAUAUGUGCUUGAAUCGUUAUAGUUUUUUAUUUAUUCAUGGGAAAGUCCCCACUCUGAUUCAGCAAAUCUUAUAAAUUAUUUAACAGCUCUAUUCCCUAUAGAAGAAAAACACACAUAAUAACCAUGACAGAACGUCUACACUUUCUAUGUUUCAUUUUUGACUUGUAGUUCUAAAAUUAUCAGUUGCUAUUUACAGAUUUUGGUAUGGCUUCUUUUUUAGGGCUAAAGAACAGGUGGUAGAGCCAGUGCUCAGCUCGCUGUUAAACUCCACACGCCUCCAGUCUGCAUACUGUGCGUGUGUGUUUGUGUGUGUGUGUGUGUGUGUGCGUGUGUGCGUCCGUGCAUGCAUUGGUGUUACAGUCUGCAACUGAAAGUAAAAGCAAGAUCAGGGGAGCCAGUUUAUUUGACUGCCUAUGUCCAUGCCUAUCUUCAUGCAUGUGCUUCCUCCUGCACACUGAGGAUGAUGAUGGUGAGCGACGACUGUCUGGUGGAGUGUAAGAUCGAUGAUGACAGUGAUGAAGAUGAUGGAGGAGAAGAACAGAUGAGCACCCCUCCUCCUCCGCCAGAGUUUGCAUCCAAAUCCCCGACUCCGGCGCCAGAGCCUCCAACCCCUCCGGCGGCCCCUGUGACACCCACACCCACCCGUCCUGUCAGCAGGGACCCUUAUGGCAUCAACAAGCACCUACAGGUGGAGGUCAGUGAUGUGCUGGCAGAGCCCGCUUCUCCCCGUAGUAUAGACCAGGUGUGGUUUUACAGCGUCACCGGCUUUGAGAAGGCUCGCACAUGGACCUACUGCUGCCUCACCUUGCUGCUCGCCGUGCCCUUCGCUUUCCUCUGUGGCGUCUUCCUGGCCAUUCUUGCUUGUCUACACGUCUGGUUUGUGGUUCCUUGCAUACAGCUGAGCAACACCUUCCUGCCGUGCCUGCGGUCCUUGUGCAUAUGUUCUGUGAAUGUUUUCAUCUCCCCCUUGUGUGAGUCUCUCGCCCUCUGCUGCAGUCAAAUUGCCAUUUCACUCUCAAACAAAGACUCGCAUCAAAUGGGGGACAGAGAGGCUGCACCAGUGUAAUACGUCGCUAGCAGGUGAUAAGUGAGGGGCACUGGAUUUUGAGUAUAGGACCUGAUUUCCAGAAGUCAUAACUCGUAUUGGAUGUGAGCACUGAUGACUCAGACUUGGAUACAGGCAUUGAGUGCAUUCACACUCUGGAGAAGUCCCUGCCUUUUCUUUCUUUUUUUUAUAACAUUAUAAAAGCCACACUAUAAAACCUUUUUUUACGUUAAACUAGCAGCUUCACCCUGAACACCUGACGUGCAAUGACCUCUGGUGAACCUCUGGACAUUCUGAAAAAAAUCUGCAGAUUGUCCAGAGGAGCCCAUGGGAAAGCAAAGCAGGAGACCUCCACAGGCUUCACCACGAGUGAGUGGAUGUGUUGAUGACACUUCUUAUCUGUAAUGGAUGCAAAAAAUGUAAAAACAUGGCGGUGCCAUACAUACAAUUACUUUAAAACAAAAACAAAAACACAAGAUCUUUAGGGGGAUUUCUUGCUGUGUUGCUCAUGAGUGAAAAGCCAGCUCUUGAGAAAGUCUGGACCAAAUUCUGCAGACAUCUUCUGGAAUACAUGUGUUAAAAAUGUCUUACAAAUUUUGUUGGUGGGUCUGAUCUCCUAUGAUAAGGGAGUAGCUGAUGUAAUACAUUUCCAGAAUCAAGUUCAAUAAAGCUGUUACUGUAGAUCAAUUACAAAGACAUAGAAGUCAGUAAAAAACAACUUUAAGCCACAAUAUUCAGAGAGGAAACGUUUUGAAUCAGAAUUUCUAAACAGAGUUUGUUGGAUUUGUUACAUUGUAACUUGUGUGGUUCGGGAAGCAGAGGAUCAUGGGUAAUAUGCAUUGUUCAGUUGUAUUUCAGUUCAGUGAGUGGAACUACGCUGUCGGAGCUCCUCUCAACAAUGUGAUAGGCUGUGAUUUUCUGUGAAAACCACUUAUUUUUCAUAUUCAGAGCCCAACAAAAUGAUGUGUGGCUGCAGAGGCCGCUGUCUCUAAGUGAAAGUUAGAGAAUGUGGCUUUAGUUUUCCUGCAAGGGCAGGUACUGGUGUUCACCUACAAGCUGAUUCAUGUACAUACCAUCAUUUUGUAUUAUGAAAUAAAAUAUGCACAUAAAGAUGUGA